UGGCUAAGCUAACCUGGCUACCUGCAGUGAAACGCGCUUUAAGGAGGACACCACCGUGUUUUGUCGUUAGCACAGUUAGCAGCUCCCUGAACAGACACUUAACACGUGGACGCCGGUGUCCCGCCGGGCGGAGACUGAGACCAACAACUCCCACCAGCUAAGCUAAUGAAGGAGCUGAAGCCCGGUCUGAGCUGUGAAGGCUGAGGGGAGGAUAAGCAGCUGGCUGAGAGACGACUGACAGAGCUGCCACUUUGCUGGAGAAGCUGCAAGACAACAGGGCACCGUAUUGUUUUCUUGGCUUCACUGAAGGUGUGAAGACUCAAAGGAACACCUCAUCUUACAUGCUGGGGCGUGUGGGGCACAGAACCUUCACCAUUAACCAGGGUCAGCCUUUAGUCAGAGGUUAAGCUGAUAUUUAUUUUUUGUAAAUUUACAUCCUCACACCUACCAUGGGUAGAAGAAGCUUCCUGGGCUGCUUCCUCCUGACUGUUCUGCUCAGCUUAUCAACUGCUGGGCUUGUUAAGAAAAUCAUACGUCAUCGAAGACAGACUCUGGUAGCCCCUAAUGAACAUAACGUCACCCUCCCCAGUGCAGACCAUCCUGUGGUUUUCAACCACGUCUAUAACAUCAAUGUUCCUGCCAGUUCGCUGUGCUCAGUAGACCUGGACGCCCCACAGAGCACACAGCUUCUUCCCAAAGAUUCGCCAGCUUCGUCAGGCCAUCACAUCACUGAGCACACCGUCGACGGGGAGAACCAGAUCGUGUUCACCCACCGCAUCAAUAUACCUCGUCAGGCCUGCGGCUGCGCUGACGACCUGCCCGGCCUGAAAGAGCUCAUGAGCCGCCUGGAGAUGCUUGAGGGAGAAGUUUCAGCUUUGAGAGAUCAGUGCACCAGCGACAGGCCCUGCUGCAGUGCACAGGUCACAGGUGAAAUAGGAACAAAACCUUACUGCAACGGUCAUGGAAACUACAGCACUGACACCUGUGGCUGUGUGUGUGAGCCUGGCUGGAAGGGACCCAACUGCACUGAGGCCGAGUGUCCCGGUAACUGCCAGGACCGGGGCCACUGUGUGGACGGAAAGUGUGAGUGCUUUAAAGGCUUCUCUGGAGAGGACUGCACGCUCGAGCUCUGCCCUGUGGACUGUGGAGCUCAUGGCAUGUGUGUGGAAGGCAUUUGCAUUUGCUCAGAUGGUUUCUUUGGUGACGACUGCUCUCAGACCGAGUGCCUCAACAACUGCAGAGGCCGCGGCCGCUGUGAUAAGGGAAACUGCGUGUGUGACAUACCCUGGACUGGCUUUGACUGCUCCGAGCUUAUGUGUCCAAAAGGCUGUUACGAUCAUGGGCGCUGUGUGAAUGGCACCUGCUACUGUGAUGAGGGCUACACCGGGGAGGACUGUAGAGAACCCACUUGUCCUAAUAACUGCCAAGGCAACGGUUUCUGUGUUGAUGGUCGAUGUGUCUGCACUGCCGGCUACAGUGGAGAGGACUGCUCUAAACUCACCUGCCUCAACGACUGUAACGGCAGAGGGACGUGCUUCAACGGGAUGUGUAUCUGUGACAUAGGCUACCAAGGAGAAGACUGCAGCCAGUUAGCAUGUCUGAACAACUGUAACAACAGAGGCCAGUGCAUAAAUGGACAGUGUGCAUGUGAUGUUGGUUUCCAGGGGGAUGAUUGCUCCGAGCUCUCCUGUCCCAGCGACUGCCUGCACAGAGGGCGCUGCGUUAACGGCCAGUGUGUGUGCGAUGAAGGCUUCGCUGGCGAAGACUGCAGCAUCAUGACCUGCCCCUCCAACUGCUAUGGCCGCGGCGAGUGCAUCGAUGGACGCUGCGCAUGUCAUGCAGGCUUCACUGGUGAGGACUGCGGUGCACUGAGCUGCCCAAACAACUGCAAGAACCGCGGGCGCUGCAUCGAUGGGCAGUGCGUUUGUGACGAAGGCUUCACUGGGGAAGACUGCAGUGAGAAAGCUUGUCCCAACGACUGCCUGGCCAGAGGUUACUGCGUUGAUGGCAAGUGCAUGUGUCAGGAGGGGUACUCUGGGAAUGACUGCUCUGUGCUUGCCUGUCCAGAGAACUGCAACAACAGGGGGCGCUGCAUUAACGGGAAGUGCACAUGUGAGAGUGGAUAUGAAGGAGAGAGCUGUGCAGAGCUCAGCUGCCUCAACAACUGCCAGGACAAAGGCCGCUGUGUGAGCGGUCAGUGCGUCUGUGAUGAGGGAUACAUUGGAGAGGACUGCUCUGAAGUGUCUCCUCCAAAGGACCUUAAUGUCGGCGAGGUCACCGCUAACACAGUGGACCUGUCCUGGAACAACGACAUGUUGGUGACAGAAUACCUUGUGACGUAUGUACCCACCAGUCCUGGGGGUCUUCUCCAGGAGAACACAGUUUCUGGGGACAAAACUUCCACCACUGUUAAAGAGCUUGAACCUGGCAUCGAAUAUCUGAUCAGUGUCUAUGCUGUCCUGAGCAACAAGAGGAGUGUCCCUGUCAGCGCCAGGGUGGCCACAGCUCUCCCACAGCCAGAGGGUUUAAAAUUCAAAUCAGUGAGAGAGACCUCAGUUGAAGUAAUUUGGGACCAGCUGGACAUCUCCUUUGAUGGCUGGGAGAUCUAUUUCCGCAACACGAAAGAAGAAAAUGGAAAAGUGGUGAGCACCCUUCCAUCCUCUCAAAACCAGUUUCUCCAGUCAGGCCUGGGACCAGGACAAGAGUAUGAAGUCUCCAUCAACAUCAUCAAGAAUAACACAAGAGGACCCCAAACAACCAAAACAGUCACAACCAAGACUGACGGCCCUCAGCAGGUGGAGGUGAAGGAUGUCACAGACUCCUCGGCACUGGUGAGCUGGACUCAGCCAGUUGUUCCUAUGGACAGAGUCACCAUGUUUUACAGGCCCACUUCCGACCCCUCAGACGAAAGCAAUGCAGAGAUUUUCCCCCCAGACAAGCAAUACAGCAUCGAUGGUCUGAGACCAGACACUGAGUACACAGUGAUGGUCUCCUCCAGCAGUGGAAACAUCAGCAGUGACCCUGUCAUCACCACUUUCACUACAGCUCUGGAUGCCCCCAAGCACCUGCGGCCCGUGUCUCAGACGGACAGCAGCAUCACUCUGGAGUGGACUAACAGUCAGGCUGAUGUCGGCAUCUAUCGGGUGAAAUACACCCCGAUCUCUGGAGCAACUCACGGUGAGGAAGUGUUCCUGCGAGGACCAGGAGACACCACAAAAGCUACUAUCACUGGGCUAAAUCCAGGGGCGGAGUAUGGGAUUGGUGUUACUGCCAUGAAGAUAGAGAGAGAGAGCCUCCCAGCCACUACAAAUGCAGAAACUGACAUCGAUCCUCCCAGAGAUUUUGAAGAAGUCGAGUCCACAGAGACCUCCCUCACUUUGAAGUGGGAGAAACCUACAGCCAAGUUCGGUGGCUACAGGCUGGUAUACGUCUCCAGAGACGGCCAGGUCGAGGAGGUGGAGAUCCCGGCCACUGCAACGAGCCAUGUCGUGACCAGCCUGACUCCUGGAAUGGGCUACACUCUCACGUUGACUGCAGAGAGGGGACACAAGAGAAGCACGCCUGUCAUCCUGUCUACAGCCACAGCCUCGUUCACAUUUUAUUUAGCUGAUUCAGACGACGCUGAGCUUACAACUCCUACAGCCUCGGAGGACAAUGUGAUUAGCUUUGUAAAUUUAGAGCCCUCUGAGUCCCAGUUCUCUGGGAUGGAGUCUGAGGAUGAGCUUGGAACGCUGACUGUUUCAGGCAUCACGUCUGAUGGAUUUGACCUCUCAUGGAGACUAAAGGCUCACAGCCUUUAUGAUAGCUUUGCAGUAGAAUAUAAAGACCCUCAGCGAUUAUGGGAUGUGAGAGAGGUCCAACUUCCUGGAAAUGCCACUGGCUCUAGAUUUGAAGGCCUGGCGCCAUUGACAGAGUAUCAGAUAAAACUUUAUGGAAUAACAAGUAGCCAGAGAUCUGCGCUACUUGAAGCUGUUGCAGUCACAGCACCCGAGCCUACCUCUCCAGGCGUACUUACGCUGAGUAUUAAAGAUGCCACAACAACCACACAGUCUGCUCUGGAUAAUGACACAAUUCAAACCACAGAUCUCCUCCAUCCUGUAAACACUGAGCCUCCUUCCAUCUCUGAUACUGUUGUGAUGAGCUCAGGGGCUGAAAGCUCAAACAUGGAUGUACUUGGGGACUUAAAAGUCACAAACGCUACCUCCACUAGUGUAAGCUUGGCUUGGUCUGCGCCCAACGAGGCGUUCGACAGCUUUAUGGUGGAGCUCAGUUCUCCAUCAGGGGUGACACAAGCUCAUGUGACUACAUUACCAGGAAAUGUGAGGAAGGCUGAAAUAGAGGGUUUGACCCCCUCGACACAUUAUGAUGUUACUUUACAAGGGCUGGUGGAUGGAAAUCGAUCUUUGCCUCUCAAAGUUUUUGCUACUACAGAGGAGCUGAAGCCCAUGGUGGUGAACCUCACCAUCUCUGACAUUACAUGGGACAGCUUCACUGCGUCCUGGACCCCCAUGGUUGGGGACUUUGACAGCUUUGUCAUUGAGGUAACAAACUUGGAGAAUUUCGCAGAGAGCCAGAACCUCUCGCUGUCUGGAGACGCUUUCAGCCUGGGCAUCCCUGGGCUGAAUCCCAACACCAGCUACAUGGUUGGCCUGUACGGGAUGUAUGAUGGCUCCUUCCUUGAGCCUGUGUACAGUGAAGCCACCACAGAGGCUGAGCCGGAGGUGGAGCAUCUCUUUGUCUCUGACAUCACUGCCGACAGCUUCCGUCUGUCGUGGGCGGCAGAUGAAGACAUGUUUGACAGAUUUGUGAUUAAAAUAAGAGACAGCAAAAGGCUAGCCCAUCCUAAGGAGUACAGUGUCCGCGGUGACGAGCGAACCAUGGUUUUAACUGGACUCAUGAGUGGCACUGAGUAUGAAAUUGAGCUUUAUGGUAUCACAUUGGACCAACGCUCCCAACCUAUCACUGGGGUUGCUCAGACAGGCCUGAGCACUCCAAGCGGAAUUCACUUCUCUGAAGUCACGGAUUCUUCUGCCGUAGUUCACUGGUCUAUGUCUUCCUCUCCUAUGGAUACCUACCGCAUCGUCUAUGUGCCCUUUGAAGGAGGAAGCCCAAUGACAGUGACUGUGGACGGCAGUGUGUUUGAGGUUGCGCUGCCCAACAUGAUCCCUGGCAAAACCUACCAAGUGACUGUCAGUGCUGUGAAAGGUCUGGAGGAAAGCGACCCCAGCACAGACACUGUAACCACAGCUCUGGACAGACCUCAGGGCCUGAUUGCAGUUAAUGUCACUGACACGUCAGCCCUGCUGCUGUGGCAACCGUCUGUGGCCACAGUGGAUGGCUACGUCAUCACCUACAGGGCAGAUUCAGUGUCCCCGGUGGUGGAGCAUGUUUCUGGAAACACUGUGGAGUUUGAGAUGGGCUCCUUAGUUCCUGGAACCCACUACACAGUUGGAGUUCAUGCCAUGAAAGAAGCUCAGAAGAGUGGAUCUGCUGUUACUGAAUUCAUCACAGAUGUGGACCCUCCUCGUGAUCUGACAGCUAUAAACAUCCAAACUGACAGUGCUACUCUGACGUGGAAACCUCCGCAGGCUGCUGUGACGGGUUACACACUCACCUUCUCUUCUGCUGAUGGUGUAAUCAGGGAAGUGGUGCUGAGCCCGACAGCCUCCUCUUACAGCAUGGCUCAGCUCACUGGUUCCACAGAGUACAGUGUAAAACUGCAGGCCAUCGCUGGGCCCCAGAGGAGUCGGCAUGUAGCCACUGUCUUCACGACCAUUGGACAGUUGUUCAGACGACCCAGGGACUGUGCUCAGAUAUAUCUGAAUGGAGAGACGACCUCUGGUCUAUACACAAUCCAUGUGGGAGGAGAGGAGGGCCAGCCCAUCCAGGUUUACUGUGACAUGACCACAGAUGGCGGAGGAUGGACGGUUGCCCUCAGACGCCAGAAUGGAAAACUGGAGUUCUACAGGAACUGGAAGAACUACACCGCUGGCUUUGGUAACAUGAAUGAUGAGUUCUGGCUGGGUCUCUCCAACCUUUAUAAAAUGACAUCCUCUGGGCAUUAUGAGCUGCGAGUGGACUUGAGGGACAAAGGGGAAACCGCCUACGCCCAGUAUGACAAGUUCACGCUUGCAGAACCAAGAACACGUUAUAAAAUCUACAUAGGGGCAUACAGUGGAACAGCAGGUGACUCCAUGACUUACCACCAGGGUCGACCAUUCUCGACCUAUGACAACGAUAACGAUAUCGCUGUCACCAACUGCGCCUUGUCCUACAAAGGUGCAUUUUGGUAUAAAAACUGUCAUCGCGUCAACCUCAUGGGGAAAUACGGCGACAACAGUCACAGUAAGGGAAUCAACUGGUUCCACUGGAAGGGCCACGAACACUCGAUUGAAUUUGCGGAGAUGAAGAUCAGACCAGCCAACUUCAGAAACUUUGAGAGCAGAAAAAAACGAUCAUAGACUUGUGAACCACCUCCUCCUUCUCCUCUUCCUCACCUCCUCCUCUGCUUCACCAGCGGUCAUGACCUUUGGUGUCCCCUCAUCUUUAAUUUCUCUCUAAAUUACUCACAAACCAAGGUAAUCACACUGAAUGUAAUCAGUUCUGGCUGUGAGAAACAAACUUGGUCAGUUUACGCCAAAGAAUUUUCCAAUUGGCACCGUUGUGUGAGCGAUAAUAUUUCUGUGUUCCAGGGGAAAUUAGCUUUUAAGUGUGAAUGGACAUAAUAGAGCAUGUGUUAUAGGGACCUAAACAGCUGUUCAUAUAAGAAGUAAUUAUAAAAUUGUAUAAAUGAAUCCACUGAAUCAGUAACAUGUCAAAGGCACAUAUAGUCGGAAGGCGUCGGACCACAUCCUUCACGUCCGCUGAGGUCAAGGGAAUUUAACUCAUGUGUUGCAUUAGUUCAGUUCCUCCAUCCUCAACAGAGUUAUGUUACAAAAAUAAUCAAUUAAAAAAAAAAAAAAAAAAUAAUUUGUUUUAUUUCCAAAUACUCUGCUAGGUUUCAUGGAAAGAACCAUAUAAUUUGUGUAAUUUUGUUUAAAAUAGAGUGAUGACUUUUGUAAAUGCUGAGAAAGAACAACUGUGAGACUUUUAUUCAGAGGAGAUCAGCUGAGCUGAGCAGAAAUAUUUAAUGUGUCUGCAAACAAACAUCAUGCAACGGUUGGAUAGUCAGUGGCAGAGCUAGGAUUUUCCUAAAUCUGGAGCCACAAAGGGGACACAACUUACACUGAGGGGCCAAUUGUGUGUCAAAUACAAAUCCUUAUUCAAUAAGUCACUCCUUGUUUACUGUUAGCUUUGAGCAGAGCCACACAUCAUGAAUAGGAAAUGUGGUCCUUGUUAAGCACAAUGUGAACUUCAAAAAGGUUCAGAAAAAAAAAAGAAAUAAAUUCAAUAAAUUAGUAACAAAUAUUCUCUGGCGUUUAAAUGGAGCUAAUUAUUUGCUAUUAAAUUUCAGAGCAUGGUCAAUACUGAACCCUGCUGAUGAACUAAAACAACAAUCUUUGCUUUGUCUUUCUUUCCUGUGAUUAGAAACAAACCACAUGGUUCUUUCCCAGAAACUUACAUGAAGUUAAUGAUGAAUUAAGGGACCUGUAAAAUGAGGCCUAAUAUAAAUGUAUGAAAUCAUAUAUAUUAAUCAGCAAAUAAACUCCAUGAAAUGUUGCCAUAUAUAAACUGUACAACUGGGAUAUUGAGUGUAUUUGUAGGCCACUAAGUUGAAUCCAUAUUUAAAAUUUGAUCAACACAUUUUGAUUAAGAAAAAAAAAAGAACAAAUUGGAUGCCCUGUAAGUUUUAAGAAAAAUAAAAUUUUGUU
Molecule: messenger RNA, 7811 nt
Organism: Paralichthys olivaceus (Japanese flounder)
Lineage: Eukaryota; Metazoa; Chordata; Actinopteri; Pleuronectiformes; Paralichthyidae
Source: RefSeq, a predicted model, not a curated record